Symbiodinium sp. CCMP2456 is the source of this 573-nucleotide messenger RNA. Lineage: Eukaryota; Dinophyceae; Suessiales; Symbiodiniaceae. The record is from the annotation of a GenBank genome assembly.
AUGUUCCGCGCAUCGCUGGCUGCGCUGUUGUCGACUCUCAGCUCCGCGGCGGUGGCAAAGCGAGAAGCAGUCGGCUGGGCUUAUGUCGCCGACCCUGUCACCAAGCCUGAAGACUCUGCAAGUUGGCAGGACAUCGCCUUCGAGGCGCUGGACAUCCUGGUGGUGGGGCCUGUGGGGCUGCAACAUUGUAACAACACCCCGGCGAUAGCGAAAGCCUUUCCCUGGCGUCCGCGCUUUCGCUGCCAGGAGCCCUACCGGCGCGGUAGCUUUGGCGUCGCAGAUGCCUUUCGACCUCGCUUCGACGCUCUGCUAGCCGUGGCGCGGCAGCGGAACCCAAACCUCCAGAUCAUGGCGGCGCAGUGGUAUGCGAGUCACCUGAUGGAGCCCUUUGGGGACUGGGGAGGGUCCCUGCAAACCCUCGGUGACUCCGAGGAGCAGCUGGAUGGCUACACCAAAGAUGUGAAUGCCUUCCUUUUCGAGCAGAACAUGACGGGCUACGUCCUCGACUACGAGGGGACGAACGUGGUGCACUGGUACAGUCGCCUUUUGGUGAAGCUCGCUGAAGCCUUCCGC